AAUUGGUUCUUACGCUGUAUCGCCAGUUACUGUGACGAUUGACAUUAUGUCGUUGAGUUUGGUUUUUAUUUGGAUUCUCGUCCUGGGAACUUCUGCCAGCCCUCCGAGGAAUCCGUAUGUAAGAGACUUAUUACAAGAAUUGGAACCGCUAUCGAAUGGAACAACUAAUAUAAUAGGCGGACAUACUGUGGCACCAUAUUCGCGCCCUUGGCAGGCAUUGGUAUACUUUCAAAUAGACUCCAUCUGGUAUAUUUGUGGUGGUAUUCUCGUCGACCCGUAUUGUGUACUGACUGCAGCACAUUGUGCAGACGCACUACCAUCCAACUAUGAGGUGUGGCUUGGUGAACAUGAUCGUUCCAGUAGCGACGAUGGAGAAAAGUACUCGGUGGAGACGGUAACAGUCAGUGCUAACUAUGAUUCAAGGACCAUUGAUAGUGAUUACGCUGUGCUUAGAUUAACAACUAUGGCAAACAUCACCAGUGCCAGAAUAGCCACAAUACCUUUAGGUACAAGAGAAAUACAAAGUGGAGAGCUAUGUGAAAUUACAGGAUGGGGGACAACAUCAUCUGGAAGUAUUUCUCAAUAUCUUCAAGGUACAAAUGUAACUACAUUAAAUAAUAUAGAAUGUGGCGAUAUAUGGAAUGGUGUGACAAAUAAUAUGCUUUGUGCUGGUGAUGGGCCGCAAGGUGUAUGCCCGGGCGAUAGCGGUGGACCUUUGAUUUGCCAGACAAACGGAGCAUGGGAAGUCCAUGGUAUUACAAGCUGGGGACAUAGAGAAUGUGGAAUAUCUGGAUAUCCAGAUGUGUACACUCGCAUAAGCGUCAAUUAUGCUGACAUUAGUGACAUAAUUUCGGGUACCGUCACUGGUGAUGGUGGUGUUGAGGGUGAUAGUGGUAGUCCCAGUGGUAAGAGCAAUAAUGGCAAAGGCAAAGGCAGAGGCAAUGGCAACAGCAAAUAG
This is a messenger RNA of Saccoglossus kowalevskii, 958 nucleotides long. Its product is annotated as elastase-1-like. Gene Ontology annotation, molecular function: serine-type endopeptidase activity. Lineage: Eukaryota; Metazoa; Hemichordata; Enteropneusta; Harrimaniidae. The record is from RefSeq and is a predicted model, not a curated record. Gene Ontology annotation, biological process: proteolysis.